Messenger RNA from Durio zibethinus, 2273 nucleotides. NCBI's taxonomy places the organism in Eukaryota, Viridiplantae, Streptophyta, Magnoliopsida, Malvales, Malvaceae. The record is from RefSeq and is a predicted model, not a curated record.
AGCUUUGUUUUUUUUUAGAUCUCGUGCGUCCCCCACAUGAAAUAACCUGAGCCUUUGGCCUGCUUCGUUGUCACAAUCACCAAAAACCACACACAGGAGAAAAAAAGCAAAAAAGAGUUUAUUGUAUUUAUAAGAGAAAGAGGAAGAUAGCGAGAGAAGGAGAAGGGUAUAACAAUAAUGGAGAAUCAUAAAGAGGAGGUGAAAGAAAGAAAGGAGGAGGAGGUGGGACCAAUGGCUGGGGCGGACGAGGGGGAGGAGGAGGAGGCGGAGGAUGAUGAUGAAGUGACUAGCUUGACGCUUGAAAGGGUGGCUGCCGCUAAGCAGUUCAUUGAGAGCCACUAUAAAGCCCAUAUGAAACAUAUCCAAGAACGCAAAGAAAGUAUGAAUUGCAGGCGUUCAGUGCUGGAAAAGAAGUUGGCAUCUUCAGAUGUUUCAGAAGAGGAACAAAAGAAUCUGCUGAAGGAUUUGGAGCGCAAAGAGUCAGAUUAUAUGCGGCUUAAAAGAAACAAGAUUUGUGUUGAUGAUUUUGACCUUUUAACCAUUAUUGGGAGAGGAGCUUUUGGAGAGGUAAGAUUGUGUCGAGAGAAAAAAUCAGGUGAUAUUUUUGCCAUGAAAAAGUUAAAGAAGUCAGAAAUGCUUAGCAGGGGACAGGUUGAACAUGUGAGAGCUGAGAGGAAUUUGCUUGCAGAAGUUGCCAGUCACUUCAUUGUGAAACUCUACUAUUCUUUUCAAGAUGCUAAGUAUCUGUAUCUAAUCAUGGAGUAUCUGCCUGGUGGUGACAUGAUGACUUUGCUAAUCAGAGAAGACACCCUAACUGAGAUGGUGGCCAGAUUUUACAUUGCUCAAAGUGUUCUGGCCAUUGAAUCUAUUCAUAAGCAUAAUUACAUUCACAGAGACAUUAAACCUGACAAUCUUCUGUUGGACAAAAAUGGUCAUAUGAGGCUCUCUGACUUUGGUCUUUGCAAGCCUCUAGACUGUAGAAAUUUAUCUCCCAUAAAUGAAAAUGAAACACUGGAUGAUGAGAAUUUGAAUGAAUCAAUGGAUGUUGAUGGGCAGUUCCCUGAAUCUGGUAGAGGAAGGCGGUGGAAAAGUUCCCUUGAACAAUUGCAGCACUGGCAGCAUAACAGAAGGAAAUUGGCAUUUUCAGCAGUUGGAACACCAGAUUAUAUUGCACCUGAAGUAUUGCUGAGGAAAGGAUAUGGCGCAGAGUGUGACUGGUGGUCACUUGGUGCUAUCAUGUAUGAAAUGCUUGUUGGUUAUCCUCCAUUUUACUCUGACGAUCCAGUGACGACAUGCAGAAAGAUAGUGCACUGGAAAAAUCAUUUGAAAUUUCCAGAUGAAGCAAGGCUGACACCUGCAGCAAAGGAUUUGAUCUGUAAGUUGCUUUGUGACGUUGACAAUAGGCUUGGUACUUUAGGAGCAAACCAAAUUAAAGCUCAUCCUUGGUUCAAAGAUACUCAGUGGAACAAGCUCUAUGAAACGGAAGCAGCAUUUAAACCACAGGUCAAUGGAGAUCUUGACACUCAAAAUUUUAUGAAAUUUGAUGAGGUAGAAUGUCCAAAACCAGAAAGGACGGGAUCUGGGCCAUUAAGGAAGAUGCUUUUAACUCCUGAAGAUCUUAAUUUUGUGGGCUACACAUACAAGAAUUUUGAGGCUGUCAAAGGGUUACGUCAUUCUUUUGAUAUAAAGGAGACGGCACCACUAAGGCAGUCAUCAAUUGACUCGUUCCACAGUGAUUCUGGUGUGGACUACUCUUCUAAUGAGACAGAAACGAGUAAGCUUUGAUGAUCGGGAGAUGGCAUGGAACGUCGAGGAAUGGCUCAAACCUUUCCAUGUAUAGCACCAUGCACAAUGGAUAAACAAGCUCUUCUUACUUUUGCUUGAUGGGUCUACCUGCUUAUUUCAGUCAGGUUCUACCCUGAUUUUGCUAAUUCAUUGAAGUUUGCUGCCACAAAUUGUCCAAACUAACAAGUGUACAGUAAAUAUCGAUUAGAAUGAGCAGAGUUCUUCCAAUGGGACUGGCGCUGGUAGCCAUAAGCGAGAGUUUCAUGUCCAUUUAGUCAUUGAGAUUUUAUUGAGGUUGUCCUCUUUUCAUCCUUUGUUGAUAGUCCAGUGAAUUGUUGAAAUGUCUAAAAAUAAAUGGUCAGGCUCGGGACUCAGGACAUUGACCGGUACAUUUACAAGGAAAGCCUUGUCCUUUGGCAAUGAACCGCAAAUCAUGUGUCUCAACUCUUCGCAAAGUAUUUUUCAUCAACAGAAAAAAAAAAAAAAAC